GGAGUUCUAAGUUAAGUUUUGGCCUGCAGUGAUACAUGUUGUAACAGCUGCAGUAAUUUCAAUUUUAUGCAAAAUGUUUAAAAUUAGUUCAAUUCUCACCCACUGCGUUAGGAGCAGGGGAAGAAGUGUUUUUAUUUCUGCCGUUAAUUCCUCACAUUACGAUGUUCUCGGGGUAAAACAAGACGCAACCACUGAGCAAAUAAAAGCUUCGUUUAUUGAAAAAUCGAAAAACUUUCAUCCAGACUCAGGGUCUUACACCGAGAAGGAUGGUCACAUGAAAUUUGUUGAAUUAAACGAAGCUUAUUCUGUUCUUAUGAAAGAAAACUCAAGGAAGAUCUAUGAUGUGAGCUUGAAUGGGGGUGGGUCCAUAUAUGACGGUGGCGAUUCACCUAAGAGUCAGGGGAUGUCAAGUGAAUUAUAUUUCAUGGUUGGAGCUAUACUCGCCAUAGCUGCUACUUUCGUUAUGUUAGAAGUCGCUUCCAUUGAGGAUGAAAAAGAUUUGGAAGAAUUAGAAAAACAACGGACUAUGUGGUUGAAAGCUCGACAAGGAAAGAAAUCGGAUUGAUUUGUUUGAAACUAAAUUUGGUUUAAUUCAAUUUAUUGCAUCUUCAUGCUGUUGUUUAUUCUGUGGCGUUUUCAUUUUGGGGUUUUUUGUUUUUAUUAAGACUGAUAUGUGAUAAAAUUAAAUCUUUUUUACGGUGCGAAAAAUAGUCUUUUAAUAAUGGUGCAGAAGUUGUUGCAAAAUCUUGCAACUAAAUCUGUUUUACUUUUUUUCAAAAAAGCACUUAUGCCUACUAUUAGAAUAUUAUUUUUCCAAAGUUAGUUUACGCCAUUACCACCUUUCAUAAAUAUAAUAUUGCUUGUUUGUCAAAUUCAAACUUCUGUGACAUGACCUUUUUCCUGCUAUGUAUUUUAAUUUAAUUAUACAUGCACUAGGCACAAUAAGCAACUAAAACAAAUACCUGAAAGAUUUGAUCAUUUAUUAUUAGUUUAAUGUGAAAAGACUUAGUAAUAUGUUUUUGACAAACAUGUUAAUUUUAAUUAAAAAUAUUUUAUAGGCUCAUUUGGUAUAAAAAAUGUAGUGUAUUUCUGACAUUUCCUUAAUGAAGUCUUGCCAAAUGGCAGACAAAAAAACGUUGCAAAUACACUAGGUUUUUGAUACCAGGUGAACUGCUACAAGAUUUUUUCAAGUGUUCUGUUUUUAUUGCCAUUCGAGUUGUUAAUAUAUAAUGAGUGUGCAGAGUGUAAAUGGUAGGGAAUGUUUAGAGCAACAUUAAGGUUAACCUAUGUAACAAAA
Messenger RNA from Ciona intestinalis (vase tunicate), 1297 nucleotides. The record is from RefSeq and is a predicted model, not a curated record. NCBI's taxonomy places the organism in Eukaryota, Metazoa, Chordata, Ascidiacea, Phlebobranchia, Cionidae.